AUGGGCUUCAAUAAGGGUGAUAUUGAUAAGGUCCGGAUGACAGCACGGUUGGUGGUGUUGGUUGCGUGGGUAGCGGCGGGCCUAGUAAGGGCGUCUCCCGUGGGCGAGUUGCGGGCCGAGCACAGGGAGAUCCCACAGGACAUUUUGUCUGGCCUGCCUGUCGCCUCCCAAGACACAUUCAGUUGGUCCAAACCUGAUGGCAGUUAUAGGUUCGGCAUGCAGGGUGACGACCAGUGGCGCGUGGAGUCGAGAGAUUCUGAUGGCACCGUGCGCGGCCGCUAUGUGUUUAAAACACCGGAAGGCCGAGUAGUGGAUGUAUCCUACGACUCAGGAACUCAAGGUUACCGCGCCAGGGGCGAUGCCAUACCCGGAGGAGCUGCCCCGCUGGCACAAAUGCAACACACGGACGAUUUUGUGGCUCAGAAUCUUGGUUUGCUGAGGCAAGACCAGCAGCAGCAAGAUAUUGGCACCACGGACGAUUUUUCUAAGCCUUACGGUGCUCUCUUGUUGCGGGAGGUGGAAAAAACACUCCCCAGCGGAGAUGGUGUUUACACGUUUUCAGACGACAAUACUCUUGCCAUCGUUACAGAUAUUCGUGAAAAUAAAGCGCCGAAGAGGCCUGCAGCGGUGUUUCCUUUCGUAUUUAGCCCCGGUUCCUCGGAACAGCUCAUUGGUCCCCCGACCCUGGAUGGUAAGCCCGUUCUGCCUGGUGCCAUUCUUCUUUAAUUAAAGUUUCACCCGCAACGUGCGCCGCCCCGCCGCUCCCUGCCAGCCCAGGCCCGGUCAGCAUGAUGAUGUGAACCUCUCCAUUAGAGUAUUCAGCCAUUUGCAUUACUUUCUUCUACACCAUAGGAGGGUUCAAAACACGGGGGACGAGCUACCGUUCCAUCAGUAUACUUUAAAUGGACAUGCCGUAAGGUGCGUUACGCUGGAAUUUUUAAAAUCUCCCUAACCUGACCGACACAGAAAAUAGGUUGAAAACACCAUCAAAAUGGUAUCAUCACCUUUUCUGUAUUUUAAGGAAUCCUGAUGAUACCCAAGAGCACUCUACCUUCAGCACCUGAGAACCCACAAACAGGUUCCUCGCCUUUAGAAAAUAGGAAGGGAAGUGGACUGCCGAAAUGAGGCACCAUGACCAAAUUACCAAUUAAGGCUCCAGCUGAAAAGUACUGAACUCAGCCAGGGCUUCAUAUAUUAUCAAUACAAGACAAUACAGUUGAUACGCCAAGCUACAACCAUCCUCUCCCCCCUGUCUAUGAAGCAACACUGAUUACGUGACGGCACAACACUGCUGUUUGUUCUGGGCCUGACGGGGCGAGGCGCCCUGUGGAGCGGUCACACGUAUGUUACCGAAAGCUUUAAAGGGCAUUUUCCGUGUUUACCAAUCAAGGCGGUACGGUUGUUCCGGCGUGACAACACAAUCCCGCUGUAGACCCCCGCUGGUGUGUUGCCACUGUGAUGUUUGAAUAAAAAUUUAGUGGCAAACGUAA
Eriocheir sinensis (Chinese mitten crab) is the source of this 1490-nucleotide messenger RNA. RefSeq lists its product as uncharacterized. The coding region runs from base 1 to 726 and encodes 241 amino acids. The transcript is spliced from 3 exons. The record is from RefSeq and is a predicted model, not a curated record. Gene Ontology annotation, cellular component: chitin-based extracellular matrix. Gene Ontology annotation, molecular function: structural constituent of chitin-based larval cuticle. Lineage: Eukaryota; Metazoa; Arthropoda; Malacostraca; Decapoda; Varunidae.